Carassius auratus (goldfish) is the source of this 827-nucleotide messenger RNA. It is a transcript of the gene tmem128, whose product is annotated as transmembrane protein 128. Lineage: Eukaryota; Metazoa; Chordata; Actinopteri; Cypriniformes; Cyprinidae. Bases 60 to 539 code for a protein of 159 amino acids. The transcript is spliced from 4 exons. The record is from RefSeq and is a predicted model, not a curated record.
CACGAGUGUCGUGAGUCAUCAAUCCAUGCGUCGCUGGAAUGUGACGUCACCCGGUAAAUAUGGCGGAGCCCAGUGAGUUUAUGAACGUGAGGCGACGAUUCAAGACAAACAUAGAAGAAGAUGUGGACGAACAGGGUUCUGCUCCUGACGAGGCUGUGGAUGUGAAAGCAUCUUCUCGGAUCAACCGUCACUCAGUCUUCUGGAUCCUGGCUUCUCUCGCUCUCACCUACUAUCUGGAUUUCUUCUCUGUUCUUCUGAACCACAGUGACAUUCACAGCUGGUGGCUGUGUGUGGCUCUGCUGCUGCUGGCUGUGUGUGUGUGUCUGGCGUUGUUCUGUAUGCUGUAUCUGGAGUGGUUCAGAGGAAUAAAGCAGUAUGAUCAGGAGUAUCCAGCCGUCCCUGCCCUCACCACCGCCGCCUUCAUCGCUGCCUCCUGCAGUCUGAACAUCGCUCUGUGGCCCGUCUGGUCCUUCUUCACGCCGGUGAUUCUGUUCACUCAGUUCAUGGGUGUAGUGAUGCUGAUCUCACUGCUGGGCUGAGACACAGAGAGAGGGCAGCUGAUCGACCUCUGACCUCUGCGUGAGGACUGGCUUUAAUGAACAAUGAGUCUCGGAUCUAAAGCUGCUCAUACUUUCCUGAACAUCAGCCUGAUGGAGGUGAACUAGAGGUUUUCUUUGAGGUCCUGUAGACUGCUGAUUGCAGAUUGCUUUAUCUUCCAAACACUGUUUUAAACAGUUCCCUUGGCACUUGUGUUGAACUCCUGUUUUAAUGUUUGUCUGUAACUAACAAAUGCAUGAACUGAUGAAAUAAAGGAUGUUUGUAUUACA